Molecule: messenger RNA, 1368 nt
Organism: Pseudopipra pipra
Lineage: Eukaryota; Metazoa; Chordata; Aves; Passeriformes; Pipridae
Gene: TPM4
Product: tropomyosin 4
Exons: 9
Coding region: 204-1058 (284 amino acids)
Biological process (GO): muscle contraction; actin filament organization
Cellular component (GO): actin filament
Molecular function (GO): actin filament binding
Source: RefSeq, a predicted model, not a curated record
UGGAAGAUCAGAGAAGGGGCCAGUAGAUCUGGGAUUUGUCCAGGGGUCUCUGGGUUUAAAGACCUGUGCAACCACUUGAGCUCAUUUUCCCUGUAGCUUGCCGGGGUACAACUUCUUUCUCUGCCCAAGCUGUUAAAAAUCUAAAAUUUCACUCAUCAGAUUCUUUCAGUUGCGAGACAGAUCCAACCCAGCCUUGAGCAAAAAUGGAAGCUAUCAAGAAAAAGAUGCAGAUGCUGAAGUUGGACAAGGAGAAUGCCAUUGACAGAGCAGAGCAGGCUGAGACGGAUAAAAAGGCAGCUGAGGACAAAUGCAAGCAGGUAGAGGAUGAGCUGGUUGCUCUGCAAAAGAAGUUGAAAGGAACUGAAGAUGAGCUGGACAAGUACUCGGAGGCUCUCAAAGAUGCCCAGGAGAAACUGGAGCAGGCUGAGAAGAAGGCCACUGAUGCCGAAGGGGAGGUGGCAGCUCUGAACAGACGCAUCCAGCUCGUGGAAGAGGAGUUGGAUCGUGCCCAGGAACGACUGGCCACAGCCCUGCAGAAACUGGAGGAGGCUGAGAAAGCAGCAGAUGAGAGCGAGAGGGGAAUGAAGGUGAUUGAGAACAGAGCAAUGAAAGAUGAAGAGAAAAUGGAGAUUCAGGAAAUGCAGCUGAAGGAGGCCAAGCACAUUGCCGAGGAAGCCGAUCGCAAAUACGAGGAGGUUGCCCGUAAACUGGUUAUUUUGGAGGGUGAACUGGAACGAGCUGAGGAGCGUGCAGAGGUGUCUGAAGUUAAAUGUAGUGACCUUGAAGAGGAGUUAAAGAACGUCACAAACAACCUGAAGUCUUUGGAAGCUCAAUCUGAAAAGUACUCGGAAAAAGAAGAUAAAUACGAAGAAGAAAUCAAGAUUCUCUCUGACAAGCUGAAAGAAGCUGAAACUCGUGCUGAAUUUGCAGAGAGAACCGUUACCAAACUGGAAAAGUCUAUUGAUGACCUGGAAGAAAAACUUGCCCAAGCCAAAGAGGAGAACCUGGGCCUGCACCAGACACUGGACCAGACGCUAAACGAACUGAACUGUAUAUGAGAGGCAGGGACCUGCCCGUGGCCAAGGAACUGCCCCGUCCCUGCAGCGCUCCUCUCUCCUUCUUUCUCUCUGUAUCCUGGGAAAGCCAAUUAAGUUAUGACCAGCACAGCCACGCCGGAGGCUCUGGGUGUCACUCGGGGACCUUUUUCCCCCAGACCUCCCCAGGGAGCCCCCGUGGAGCCCCUGCGUGCCCCGCCCGUGGCUGCCCCGCACGGUUCAUGACUCCUUUUGUAUAACCUGGUAGAAGCUGUACCCGGCAGUGGCGGCACCGCCCGGCCCUGCCCUUCCAUAUUAAAAAUUUCUCUCGGAA